This is a messenger RNA of Fusarium redolens, 1348 nucleotides long. RefSeq lists its product as uncharacterized. The transcript is spliced from 6 exons. The coding region runs from base 113 to 1255 and encodes 380 amino acids. Lineage: Eukaryota; Fungi; Ascomycota; Sordariomycetes; Hypocreales; Nectriaceae. The record is from RefSeq and is a predicted model, not a curated record.
CGGUUUUGGUCAUGAGUUCAAACCAUAUUUCACGUUCCUAUCCCCACGUUCGUUCCUAGCGGAUUUGGUGAAUUGGUGUCUUUGCAAUAGCUUCAUUAUAACCGCCGGCAAUAUGUCUGUCAAUAACUCUGCUCCGACCCUUCCACCUGAAGUCUUGAACCAUAAUGAGGGACCUUCACUCAUCAUAGUAAGCGCAGUCUCCAUACCCUUCGCCCUCGGCGUUGUGGCUAUUAGGGUAUGGGCUCGACAUCGAAAGCGGAUGGCACUUGAACGUGACGAUUUUAUGAUAUUGCUAUCACUACCGUUACUAUGGGCCACUGCCGGAGUUGCUAUUGCAUCUGUGACCUAUGGAGGAGUCGGAAAACCAUUGGCAGUCAACAUGAUGCAAGACCCGAAUCGUCUCGGAAGAGCUCAGCUGUGUCUAGUUUUAACCGAAUUCGUAUACGGCACAGUUCUCUGCACCAUAAAAGUCGGCAUCCUCCUAAUGUACUAUCGAAUCUUCCCGACAAAAUCCAUGCGAAUCGGUGGCUAUAUUCUCGGAGGAAUGACCUUUUCCUGGUGGAUAGGCAUCAUCUUUGCAUCCAUCUUCCAGUGCUCGCCCGUCGAUAAAGCUUGGAAGCCGUUUAUGAAAGAAGGUACUUGCCUGGAUAAGAAUCGCUUCUUCAUUGGGAACUCGAUCCCGAAUAUUGUUAUGGAUGCCAUGAUUAUUGCGCUGCCGGUUUUUGAGGUGUCAAAGGUCCAGGUGCCGAGGUCGCAAAAGAUUGCUAUCGCUGGAAUAUUUCUCCUCGGAGGAUUGAUCGUGAUCAUCAGUUGUAUUCGCUUGAAGUACAUCGUCAAUCUCCUGCAAGCCGGGCAAGAGGCAGACUUCACUAAACUCAUCUCGACCCCCUGGAUCUGGACAGUUAUCGAACCAUCAGUUGGACUUCUCUGCGCCUGUCUACCGACGAUGCAACCGCUCCUAUACGUCCUCUUCGGUCGCUUCAUUACGAAAACGACGCAAGAUCGCAGUAAAGAAGGAAUCAUCACCAUUGGUGGCAGCGGCCCCAAGUCAGCGGACAGACAAAAGGGUCCUGUCAAGGAUGGUCCAUUUCGCCGACUACAUGAUAAUGAUUCGGCCGAGGAACCUGUUUUGUGGCCAGAGACGUAUCAUAAUCAGCACAACACGGUAGUGGAGCACUCGAAGGCGGUUGCUGUGGAUGAGAUUCCGUUGGGUACGAUUGCGGUGAAGAAGGAUAUACGAUGGGAGGAAUCGUAAGAGGCCAAUUGCGUGUUGAGAAAGACUCUUACUAUACUGGGAGAAGUAGUUCGAUAAAUCAUGCUUUAGGAAAAAUGUGGGAGACAUAUUUGA